AUGAAAAAGCCACAUACUUUUCUCAAACCCUCCCCAGUGGCUUGGCAGAGGAGAGAACAGAUCAACCAAGCGACGUCCUUCACUGACGGGUCGGUGAUCUACGGGUCCAGCAAGGAGGAGAGCGACGAGCUGCGUGCCUUCUCUGGCGGCCUCCUCAAGGUGCAGCGCUGCCCGGCAAACACCCAGAUUCUUACGGCCGACACCAACCAAAUUGACUGCAAGACCUCAGGAAGAUUCAAGUGUUUCAAAUCCGGUGAUGUGCGGGUGAAUGAACACAUCGGUCUGGCCGCAAUGCACCAGCUGUUCGUCAGGGAGCACAACCGCAUUGCCGUCUUGCUUUCGGACCUCAAUGCCCACUGGACUGACGAGCAAGUGUUCCAAGAGGUGUGCAGGAUUGUGGGAGCAACUCUGCAGCACAUCACCUACACUGAGUUCCUCCCCUCUAUUCUUGGCCAGGUAUUCUAAUAUAAUAGUUAAAAC
This is a messenger RNA of Scylla paramamosain (green mud crab), 480 nucleotides long. Its product is annotated as chorion peroxidase-like. The record is from RefSeq and is a predicted model, not a curated record. Gene Ontology annotation, molecular function: peroxidase activity; heme binding. NCBI's taxonomy places the organism in Eukaryota, Metazoa, Arthropoda, Malacostraca, Decapoda, Portunidae. Gene Ontology annotation, biological process: response to oxidative stress. Bases 1 to 465 code for a protein of 154 amino acids. The transcript has 3 exons.